ACCAAUCAGUUGAUAACCAGCGGUCAUGGAGCCCAUCACGGCAGUGGCCAACGCGUCCAACGUGGCCAACCCUCCGACGGUUCCCGCAGCCCCAAAGCGGCCCACGCAACAGGGUCGCAAGAAGUCGGGACCCAAGUUCGAGCUGUCCGAGGCGCAGAAGUCGGACAUCAAGGAGGCCUUCGAUCUGUUCGACAACGAAUGCACUGGCUACAUAGAGGUCAAGGAGCUGAAGGUGGCCAUCAGAGCUCUGGGGUUCGAGCCAAAGAAGGAGGAGAUCAAGCGAAUGAUUGCCGAGAUCGACAAGGACGGCAGUGGACGCAUUGCGUUCAACGACUUCUUGCACCUGAUGACUAUGAAGAUGGCUGAGAAGGACACCAAGGAGGAGAUCCUUAAGGCCUUCCGACUGUUCGACGACGACGAGACUGGAAAGAUCUCCUUUAAGAACCUGAAGAGGGUGGCCCGCGAACUGGGAGAAACUCUGACGGACGAGGAGUUGCGCGAGAUGAUCGACGAGGCUGAUUUGGACAACGACGGCGAAGUCAACCAGGAGGAGUUUCUGAGAAUCAUGAAAAAGACCAGUUUGUAUUAAGAAUCAGCGAUCCUUUUUCUUAGCACCUUGUCCUUUUUUGUAUGCCUUCUUUCCACAUAAGCUUUAAAAUAUAGAAAGUUCAAACCCUAACUACGCUCCUCUGGACUUAUUCGGAAACUGUGCUUUUGGCCCACUUAAAAACAUUAUAAAUUUGUAAACAAAAAAUUUAAAUAUUGAAAAU
This is a messenger RNA of Drosophila ficusphila, 770 nucleotides long. Its product is annotated as caltractin. Gene Ontology annotation, cellular component: centrosome; centriole. The transcript has a single exon. Lineage: Eukaryota; Metazoa; Arthropoda; Insecta; Diptera; Drosophilidae. Bases 26 to 589 code for a protein of 187 amino acids. Gene Ontology annotation, biological process: centriole replication; mitotic cell cycle. Gene Ontology annotation, molecular function: calcium ion binding. The record is from RefSeq and is a predicted model, not a curated record.